GCAUGCCCAAACAGCACAUCCGCCAUCUUCUGUUUGUUGUGGAUCGCAUGUUUCAGGUUAAUUUUUCAAUUCGAAGAAUUGAACCUGAUGUUAACUUUCUCCGUUAAAAUUAAUUUGGAGAAUCCCUAAGAACGUAGUCCACCCUUCCACGAUUUUUUAAAAAACUAAAAUGGGGGCAUUUUUAGACAAGCCAAAGACAGAGAAACAUAAUGAAGGUGGUGUUGGUAAUAAUUUAAAAUAUGGUCUGAGUAGUAUGCAGGGCUGGCGAGUAGAAAUGGAAGAUGCACAUACUGCUGUAGUUAGCAUCCCACACAAUCAUCUUAAAGACUGGUCAUUUUUUGCUGUAUUUGAUGGUCAUGCUGGAGCAAGAGUGUCCGCAGUGUGUGCAGAAGAACUUUUAGAGGAGAUUACUCAAAAUGAAGACUUUCGUGGCAAACCUGACUUGACAGAUGGUACAGAGAUACAACCUUCCAUAGAAGAUGUAUUUGCAGGAAUUAAGAAGGGCUUCCUUAAUUUAGAUGAAAAAAUGAGAGCAAUGCCAGAGGUGGUUAGUGGCGAAGACAAAAGUGGAUCAACAGCAGUUUGCAGCAUUGUAUCUCCCAAACAUAUCUUCUUUGCCAACUGUGGAGAUUCUCGUGCAGUACUGUGCCGUAACGGUAAAUGUGCGUUUGCAACAACCGAUCACAAACCUGUGAACCCCAGAGAGAGGGAGCGAAUUCAAAAUGCUGGUGGGAGUGUCAUGAUCCAGAGAGUGAAUGGUUCAUUGGCUGUUUCUCGGGCGCUUGGAGACUUUGAAUACAAAAAUGUGGAAGGCAAGGGCCCGUGUGAGCAGCUUGUGUCACCGGAACCUGAGAUUUUUGUUGAGGAGCGCAAUCCAGAUGAUCAGUUUAUGGUGUUGGCGUGUGAUGGCAUUUGGGAUGUUAUGUCAAAUGAUGAACUCUGCGCAUUCAUAGAAUAUAAAAUGAAAUUAACUUCCAGUCUAGAAGAAGUGUGUAACCAAGUAGUGGAUACUUGUUUAAUCAAGGGCAGCAGAGAUAACAUGAGUAUUGUAUUAAUAGCUUUUGAAGGAGCACCGUCCAUAUCAGAAGAAGCUGUAAAGAAAGACAAAGAAAUUGAUGAAAAAAUAGAAUUAAAAGUUAAAGAAAUUCUUGACAGAGAGCCACAAGAAAAUCAUGACUUUAGUUAUGUAUUGCAUGCUGUUGCUGAGGAGUUACAUGAUCAUUUUCCCCCUGGUGGGGGGUUUCAUAGCAAAAAAUCUGUUAUUGAGAAUGUUUACCAUAAACUCAGACCUAAUGAAGAUCAAGAUGAUGAUCUUGCGUGAUUGGAUGGACAAGGAUGGUAGUAGGGCAGCCAGGCAAUCCAGAGAAAAGCAUUUGUGAAAUUCAAAAUAAAACAAAAUCCUGCUGGUGAUCUAUUUUCUCAUCUAUAUUUUGUACUAGAAGGCCCCAUCCAAAUUACUUUGUAUAUUCAGAGCUUAUUUCACUUGUUAGAUUUGUAAGUAAAAUAACAUGAGUAGAUGAUUUCAAGCUAUACAGAAAAUUUUGUACACAAUAGAAUGUAUCCCUUGUGUGCUACAACACGAGACGUACUGUUGCUUGUGUGCUACUGAACACUAAAUAAUAUAUUUUCAAUAUGUGUCCUUCUGACUCCUCAACAAACCCCCCCAUAUUGAGGUGAUCCAUAUUUCUUCAAAGAAAUAUAGAUAUACAACAAUGGGCCUCUGUAGCAGGAGAUAUAAGGGUCUUCAUACACAAGCAGUUGAUCAUUUCAGGAGAUAUUUUGUUUUUCAUAUUGUUUUAAAACAAUUAUAAAAGAUGUAGACAAAUUGAAUGAGUGAGCAUUUGUUAUGCAGAGUGGUUAUCAAGUCUGUACUGUGAAGCACAUUUUUUAGUUAGCACUGGGAGUAAUUGAUAUAUGUGAAACUGGCCAAAUUAUAUAUAUAUAUUUUACUUGUCUUAAAUAUAAUAAUGUAAUACAAGAACUUCUCUUCCAGAUGCUGGUGUUAUUGUAUUUCAUAUCUUUUAAAACAAAAUAGAAGUCUGUUUGUAAUGAAUACUAUUGAUUAUUGUAAUUUAAAAGAAAAUACCUGUCUUUUUCUAAAGAUGUGGGAAUCAAAUAGAACUAGUAAAGUUUUUUUCCGCUUAGAGUAGUCUUUUUUUUGUUUGUUUGUGUGUGUUGGGUUUGGUUAAUGAAAUAAUAGAGAAUUGCAUGUGAUAUUUUCAUUGAAGGUCUGCCUCUAGCUCCAUGCAUUAUUUCCUAGUUUGAAAGAAACAGCUCCUACAUGUAUACCAAUCAAAGCCAGGCUGAUGAGAGAGAUGUGAGCUGUCCACUGGUGUGUGUGAAUGACAGUUGCUAGGAUUGGUGACUUUCAAAUGUUAGUUUGUAGUCUCAUCCAGAUAUGUUUUAAGCAUAUAUGUAACAUUGAUAUAAAUAUAUAUAUAUAUAUAUAUAUAUAUAUAUAUAUAUAUAUAUAUAUAUAUAUAUAUAUAUAUAUAUAUACACUGAAAGAACUUGAUUGAACUCCUCUGUCUGCUGUAGAGUUAAUCAAUUAAAGGAGCAUGCCAUGCAAGUUGAUGACUUUUUUUUUCCUUUUUCUUUUUUCUUUUGCUCCUAUGUUAUUGUUUUGCUGUUGUUUAUUUUUAUUUUAUUUUUUUUUACUCUUAUUAUUUAUCAAAAGGUGUGAACAACAUUUAACUAUUUUGAUUUUUUUUUCUUAAAUAAUUAUUAUAUAAUUGGUUAAAAUUUGUUUUACUUUUAGACUGUCUUUAUAGUAUUUCAUUCACAUCAUAUUUGUAUCAUUGUAUUCAUUCCUUCAGUUGAUCAAACUUAAGUUUGAUUUUAUUAUAUUUUUUUUACACUUUAUUUUGAACCAUUUUUUGUUUGUUUAAAUUAAAUGGCAUCAAUAAAAAUGUAAACAUCUUUUAUUUAGUAUGUACUCAAAACAUUGGAGUUCUUAGAAGAAAAUAAGUUGAAUUAUGUGCUGAAAAUAGUCUUGUGCAUCUUUGGGGCAUUCAAAACCUUACACCUACACAUUACAUGAUUUUUUGGCAAGCCCAAAGCGAUUUUGUUGUUUACAAAUUGAUUUUUUGUUCUGGAAAAAAAAUACUAUCGAUGUGUAUGAUAAAUUUUGAAUUUUUUUCUUUUUAACUUGAAAAUUUAUAUUGUACAGAAAAAUGUUUCGAAUUAGUCGCAAUUUUUUUUUUGAAUGCAUGUUUGUGAAGAAAUCUUUGCCAAGUUAGCGAGCGAUGUCCUUGUGUGUCCAUUGUACAAGUUAGUGAAUGGUACAGUAUCUUUGUUUCUGCGUCCAGUAUACAAGUUAGUGAAUGGUAUCUUUGUUUCUGUGUCCAAAACGUAUGUCCCAAGUCAAUGAUGUUCUAUGUCCAUUGUAAAAGUUAGUGAGUUAUGUCAUUGUGUGUUAGUAACUACCUCAUGUUUGGUAGUGACAGACAAAAUGGGUGUUUAGCACUAAAAUAUAUUAAUAACAUACAUUGAAGGAUCUGUUUUGACAUUGUUUUCAUAAAUUUUGAGUGGUACCAGUUAUUUGCAGUUUAGUUUUUUCUAUUAUAAAUAUAUCAUAUAUUAUGUAAUGUUUCUUUUCGGGAGUGUAUUGGUUUUCUUAUUGUGAAAUUGUUUGUAAUGUCUGGCUCCUGGGCUAAGCUGAUAGAUAAAAUAACACACACAUACAAUAUGACCAUUGUUUUUUUAUCAUGUUUUUUUUUUUUCAGUGUUAUCUCUUUUUGCAUUGUUCAUAACAUUCAAAGCUAUUUAUUGAAAAAACAAAAAAUGCAUGCAAACCUAAUUGCAAGUAUUACAUCAUGUUGUUGUGUCAGUCCAAUGAGUUUCUUCUCCAUGCCAUUUCCUUUCUAGAGCAAUAAACUCACUUGUUCUAAUGAUCAUUGACAAACACUUCUGAGUUUUCUUUUGGAGAACAAAUAGUCUGUGUGUGUGUGUGUUUCAUUGGAAUGAAUGUUAUCAUCAGCCCAAUGUUCACCUCCUUAAGGCCAUAGAUUAUGUACAUGGGCUUUUUUUUGGUUCCUAUUUUCUUCUAUUGCUUUCAAAAUCCACAUUAACAAAAUCAUUUUCAAAAUACUUUUUUAAAAUACAUAUGCGGCACUGACUUUAGCUUUUGAUUAAUUAAAUUCAUGAAAGGCACUGUUGAUUAUUGUCAGCGCUUGUCUUGAAUAUGUGGGGCAGACACUUUGUAUCUUUGUCAGUGAUAAUUUAAUCAAGACUUUGAAAGUUUUUCUCUUAGUUUUUAGAUUGUCCAUAGUUAUUGGCUUAUGUAAUAAAAAUAAUGUAUACCAAACUAAAUGCUAUUUUCUUUAUGUGAUAUUUAUACAUAUAUAUAUUUCCUCAUACUGUUAUCAUGUCCCAUCAUUGAUUCAUUUAUUCUCAUUUACAUUAAUUUGAGUCAAAUGUCAACCAAAACAAAAUGGUGAUAGCCAGUCCUGUGAGCUAUUUAUCACAAUGUCUAUAAAAUUCCUUCUUUUUUAUAUAUAUAAACUUGAGAAGUAGACAUGUAUCAUUAGUUAAGCAGUAUCUUUUACUAAAAAUUUUUGUGCAUUGAGGAAUCUUCUAGCCUACACAAGAUUACUUUUAUCAUUUUUUUUAUGCUGUUGUACAGUUUAAAUUAUUAAAGCCAAAGCUUUGUAAUAAGCAUCAUCAUUUUGACAGGGACUCAAAAGAAUGAGAUGCUGUCCUAUUUUUCUGAAUUUUUAGACUCAUAAAUGAUCUUUAUUAUUUGGGAAAGACUAUUAACUCAAUUUGAACAAUAGUAAAGUCUUGCCUUGAAUGUUUUGAUACAAAAAAAAAAUGUUCUAGAAGUAAACAAAAGAAUGCAAAUAUUUGAUUGUACUAGAAUCAAGCUUACUAUAAUUAAGCUUCAGUAAAAGAUGUCUUGAAUUCCCCAGUUGUGUUAAGUGAAUGGUGUCCAUUAGAGGAGAGUGUUAGUUGUGUAAAUGCAAAGUCAGUGCACUAGAAAUGUUAGAAUCAGUUUCCUAUCAUAUCUGUUUAGUUCUAGAAUCUAUUGUUGGUUUGAAUGCUGGUUUCAAAUGGAAUAAGACAUCCUGUACAGUAUGUCAUUUAUUUUCUGUACAGCUUGUUUUAGAUUAAUAUUAGAAAAUUUCAGAUAUGAAUGUUUAAAAAAUGAUUGUCCACCAAUCAAGCUGCCAUUUGUUUUGCAAUCUGAUCAUUUUGUUUGUUGUCAUGAUAGAAAGUGUGUACAUUGUCCAAUACAAAACAUUUGUGCUUAUCAUUUUUUGACAAUGUGGAAUUGUAUUGAACUGUUGCAAAUGUAGAAUUAAACAUUUCUCAAAUUUUAA
This is a messenger RNA of Biomphalaria glabrata, 5321 nucleotides long. RefSeq names its product protein phosphatase 1B-like. The transcript has 6 exons. The record is from RefSeq and is a predicted model, not a curated record. NCBI's taxonomy places the organism in Eukaryota, Metazoa, Mollusca, Gastropoda, Planorbidae. The coding region runs from base 170 to 1321 and encodes 383 amino acids. Gene Ontology annotation, biological process: negative regulation of stress-activated MAPK cascade; protein dephosphorylation. Gene Ontology annotation, cellular component: cytosol; nucleus. Gene Ontology annotation, molecular function: protein serine/threonine phosphatase activity; manganese ion binding; magnesium ion binding.